Messenger RNA from Pseudomyrmex gracilis, 3828 nucleotides. RefSeq names its product dual specificity tyrosine-phosphorylation-regulated kinase 2-like. The coding region runs from base 681 to 3362 and encodes 893 amino acids. Gene Ontology annotation, cellular component: nucleus. Lineage: Eukaryota; Metazoa; Arthropoda; Insecta; Hymenoptera; Formicidae. Gene Ontology annotation, biological process: peptidyl-threonine phosphorylation; peptidyl-serine phosphorylation. The transcript has 3 exons. The record is from RefSeq and is a predicted model, not a curated record. Gene Ontology annotation, molecular function: protein serine/threonine/tyrosine kinase activity; ATP binding; protein serine/threonine kinase activity.
UCGUUGGCGCCGGCUGACGACGACGCUCGUGCACUGUGUGAGUGUGAGACAGUGUGUGCGUGACGAAAGUGCUGCGGUUCCACAGUUCCUUCCUGUGUCUCGCUCCUCCGUUCGCGGCUUCCGCAACCUCCGUUCUAUUACGCGGCCGCCGAUCGGAGGAGAAAUCGAUCGAACGUACGAAUGUAUCCGUAAUCGAUCCGCGCCGUCGAGGCACGCGCGACUAAUAACACUAUACUCUAGUCCGCUGCAUUUACACGGCCACGAGGAUAUAAUUAGAGGAAUUGAUCGCACGUCCAACGCGGAGUGCAAAUCGCCUUUGACGGAUUGGGGAUUGCGUCAGGCGGGCCAUUUAACCGAGAGAGCAUUUCGAAUUCCCCCGUCCCGUGGAAGCUGGCCGGCUCCAGUUUGUUGUUCCAGAUUGCUCCAGAAACCGAGACUGACGCGUUCGCGCGCGCAGUUCCUAUAUAUAGUCGAUUUAAUUUAUUUCAACUGUCGUUGUCGUCAUCAUCAUCGUCGUCAUCAUCAUCUAAACAGCAUGUCUCUCGUCGAGCUCGGACAAUCCUUCGACACUCGCGCCGAAAGCGUGAGAAUCACAACGAGGAACGCAAAGAGACACUGAUUCGGUUCUCGAUGACGAGGCUCGACGAGAACAGAUAAAACACGACAGACGCGAAACACAAAUGACCAGUUUGGUCCUGUCGGUGGCGGCAAGCAGGAUCGAGAUGCCCCUCUCCAAAUCGAAUCCGUUCGUGCCGGCGAGCGCGAUCUCGACGCAAUCGUACAUCUCGAGCAGCGAGAGCAGCAACCACCUGCCGCCGAUCAUCAAGGGCACCGGGCUGACCGGCAACCUCAAGCAGACUGGCGGCGGCGGCGGCGGUGGUGGCGGCGGUCGUGGCAGUGGUGACGAUGACACGACGGUGCUUUAUCCGGGCUACCAGAGACUACCACUUUCCACUACGUGGAAAGGCGAGAACUUCGGUCUGGGUCAUUGGCAGAGUCACAAUUCCAGCCACAAUUCGCACUCGCAACCCAACAGUCAGUCAAACAGUCCGGUGGUGAGGAACGGUCAUCGUGCCGAUGGUAAUUCCAACAGCGGCGGUGGUGGACGCAGCGGCGGCGGUGGCAGCGGCAGCGGUGGCGGUGACAGCACCGGCAGCUGUACAGGCGGCGGCGGUAGCAACAACAGCAUCGUCAGCGUAAAGCCUAAGACGGCGGUCAUCACGCCGGAGAUGGUAAUGAAACUGUACAUGAACAAGCUGACGCCGUACGAGCAUCACGAGAUCUUCAACUACCAGCAGAUCUAUUUCAUCGGCGCGAACGCGAAGAAACGGCCGGGCAUUAUCGGCCGGCCGAACAACAACGAGUAUGACAACGAACAGGGCUCGUAUAUACAUGUGCCGCACGACCACGUGGCGUAUCGUUACGAGGUGCUGCGCGUAAUCGGCAAGGGCUCGUUCGGUCAAGUGGUCAAGGCCUACGAUCACAAAACGCACGAGCACGUGGCGCUCAAAAUGGUGCGCAACGAGAAGCGCUUCCACCGCCAGGCGCACGAAGAAAUACGGAUAUUACGCAAGCUGCGCGAACAGGACAAGGACAACACCAUGAACAUCAUCCACAUGUUUGACUCGUUCACCUUUCGCUGCCACAUGUGCAUCACGUUCGAGCUGCUCAGCAUCAACCUGUACGAGCUCAUCAAGAAGAACAACUUCAAGGGUUUCAGUUUGCAGCUGGUGCGCAAGUUCUCGCACUCGCUGCUGCUCUGUCUGGACGCGCUCUACAAGAACAAGAUCAUACACUGCGACAUGAAGCCGGAGAAUGUGCUGUUGAAGCAGCAGGGACGCAGCGGCAUCAAGGUGAUAGAUUUCGGCUCGAGUUGCUACGAGAACCAACGGGUGUACACGUACAUCCAGAGUCGCUUCUAUCGCGCGCCAGAAGUGAUAUUGGGUGCGCGAUACGGGAUGCCGAUCGACAUGUGGAGCCUCGGUUGCAUUCUGGCAGAACUGUUUACCGGGUUCCCGCUGCUGCCGGGCGAGGACGAGGCGGACCAACUGGCUUGCAUCAUCGAGAUGCUGGGUAUGCCGCCGCAGCGGCUGCUCCAGAACUCGAAGCGAUCACGUCAAUUCAUCAGCUCGAAGGGCUACCCGAAGUACUGCACCGCGACGGCGAUGCCGGACGGCACGACAGUGCUAAGCGGGGGUCUCUCGAGACGCGGCAAGCUGCGUGGUCCGCCUGGGUCGCGCGACCUUGAGACCGCCUUGAGAAGUUGCGCGGACGAGCAGUUUCUGGACUUUCUCAAGAAUUGUCUCGUUUGGGAGCCGGAGUACCGGAUGACGCCGCACAAAGCGCUUAAGCAUCCGUGGCUGCGCCGCCGGUGUCUACCAAGGCCGCCAGGCGAUAAGAACGACACGCUGCCGGCGGUGACAUCGGCGACGCAGCCCGUGACUACCGGCGGUCCCGCCCUGAGAACGUCCGCGUCCGGCAGUAGGAGCUCCAGCAAGACCAACAGUCUGCAGAGCGGCAACAACACCAGUGACGACAUCGCGACGAGCAAGACCACGACGGGACAGCAGAGGAAUCGUCUGGUGGAGGACGUGGUGUCAAGUUAUACAGGUUACGGUAGUUCGUACGUGAGCGGGUCGCAAUUACAUGGUAGCAAUUGGGGCGGCACAGCAGCAGGAUUGAGUAGUGGCCAUCAAUCUCUCAACUCCGUCGGCGGUGGCGGUGGCGGUGGCGGCAGAAGUUCUUCCAGCAAGACGAACAGUCUACAGACCGAAAGCAACACUACCGACGACAUCCCCGCGAGUAAGACAACGAGCCAGCAACGGAGGAACCGCCUCCUUGCUGGCCUGAACAACGUGGUGUCGACUUACGCGGGUUAUGGAGUGUCUCAGCCGCAUAGUAACACUUGGGGCACGAGCGGAGGAAUGAGCAGCAGCGGUCACCAGUCGCUCAACUCCAUCAGCAGUCGGAGUUCCAGCAAGACUAACAGCCAGCUGCAGACAACCGCGUCAACCGGCGACAUUCCCGGCAGCAAGACCGAUCGCCAGCAACAGCAGAGGGAUCGUGCGAGCGAGUUGCCGGUUACGAUCUUCGAUCCUUAUCCCCUAAACUCUUUCAGUUGUCUGUCGGAAUCCCAGUUGCACGGGAAUCACCGGGCGAAUCAGAGCAGUAGUCAUCAGUCGCUCAACUCCCUCGAUGGCACGACCGGCAAAUCACAACGUAGUCGGCAGGCGCAGCAACAGCACAAUAAUAACAGCACAUCGCAUGACAAUUACGGCUCGCACGGCUCUUCGAGCUCUAGCCGAUUGGUGUUAUCGCUGCAUCCGGCGGUCCAAGAGAUCCUCGAGGAGUUGAAGCGAUAGACCGAGACGUGGGGCCACUCUUUCUGCUCCCUUCAUCCUUUUCUUCGCUCACUGCCGUCCUCGUUGCUGUAUGACGUCGCGACACGGCCAACGAGGAUGCAUCGGCACUGACGACUCGCUCGCAUAAAUCGAAUAAACCUUGGGCUGUAAUUUGUUGUUCGAGCGACGGGGCAGAUUCAACCUGACAUUUGGCAUUCAGGUCUUAAAAUUGAGAGGGAUUACUCAAGGUCGACAGGGAGGAUGGCUCAUUAGCGAUCGACCGUCUCAUUAUCGAUCUCGGAUUCACCACUGUGAUUCACGCGUUGCGUUUCUAGUUUCGUCAGUGUGAACUUGUUAUUGAAAGGAGGUGUGAAACGGUUACACUUCGGCGAAUACGUGUGGAAGAGAUUUAAGUAAUUGUCUCUUGACCAAUAUCGAGAUAAUUUAUUCGAGGAAAAGUAUUCUCUUUGGAAGUGGAAUAACAAAA